Messenger RNA from Sorex araneus (European shrew), 2264 nucleotides. RefSeq names its product achaete-scute family bHLH transcription factor 1 (gene ASCL1). Gene Ontology annotation, molecular function: RNA polymerase II transcription regulatory region sequence-specific DNA binding; DNA-binding transcription factor activity, RNA polymerase II-specific; protein dimerization activity. The record is from RefSeq and is a predicted model, not a curated record. The transcript has 2 exons. Lineage: Eukaryota; Metazoa; Chordata; Mammalia; Eulipotyphla; Soricidae. Gene Ontology annotation, biological process: regulation of transcription by RNA polymerase II; developmental process. The coding region runs from base 130 to 879 and encodes 249 amino acids.
UCCGUCUGUCCCCCCGCUUCCCUCUCUGUGCUCGCGCGCCCGAGUCCUGCGCGGUGUCCCCCCUCGAGCACCCCACACCGCGCGGCCCCGGCUCGCUCCGAUCCCGCGACUCCUUGGCCGGCGCAGCGCAUGGAGAGCUCUGCCAAGAUGGAAAGCGGCGGCGCCGGCCAGCAGCCCCAGCCGCAGCCGCAGCCGCCGUUCCUGCCGCCCGCCGCCUGCUUCUUCGCCACGGCCGCGGCGGCCGCGGCGGCGGCGGCGGCGGCCGCGGCGGCGCAGAGCGCGCAGCAGCCGCCGCAGCAGCCGCAGCAGCACCCACAGCAGCACCCACCGCCGCCGCCGCCGCCGCCGCCGUCGGCGCCCCAGCUGAGCCCCGCCGGCGACAGCCAGCCCUCAGGGGGCGGUCACAAGUCGGCGCCCAAGCAAGUCAAGCGGCAGCGCUCGUCGUCGCCCGAACUGAUGCGCUGCAAACGCCGGCUCAACUUCAGCGGCUUCGGCUACAGCCUGCCGCAGCAGCAGCCGGCCGCCGUGGCGCGCCGCAACGAGCGCGAGCGCAACCGCGUCAAGCUGGUCAACCUGGGCUUCGCCACCCUGCGCGAGCACGUCCCCAACGGCGCGGCCAACAAGAAGAUGAGCAAGGUGGAGACGCUGCGCUCGGCCGUCGAGUACAUCCGCGCGCUGCAGCAGCUGCUGGACGAGCAUGACGCGGUGAGCGCCGCCUUCCAGGCGGGCGUCCUGUCGCCCACCAUCUCCCCCAACUACUCCAACGACAUGAACUCCAUGGCCGGCUCGCCGGUCUCUUCUUACUCCUCGGACGAAGGCUCCUACGACCCGCUCAGCCCCGAGGAGCAAGAGCUGCUCGACUUCACCAACUGGUUCUGAGGGCUCUUGGCCUGCUCAGGCCUGGUGCGAGUGGGCUUUGGGAGGCAGGGCGACCACACAACCUGUGUCUUUAGUGCUUUCUCGUCAACCACGUUGGAAGGGAGAGAGACAGAGAGAAUUUUUUAAAAAAAUGAAAUAAAAAGAGGAAGAAGAAGAAGAAGAAAAAGGAAAAAAACCAACCAGAGGACCUGUCAUCCCCAAGGCCUAGAGGAGACGCAUCCGUGAGAAAGCAAGACUCGCACAUAACGGAGCUGCGCUCCUCUCCUCGUGGUGUCUGGCACGACAGCCAUUCGCAGAACGAAGAGCCAAGAGGACCCCAGGCAAAGCAAGAAGUGCAGUUUGUGUACAAAAGCAGAGGGCUGCGAGCUCAAGGGAGCCCCAGCCCCCUCCCCCCCACCCAGAAACUCCCACCCACCACUAACAGGUCGAGCUGUGGCCGCCGGCUUGGGUGCCUUCAACUCCUGCCCUCUCUCCAAUGAGCAGUUUUCAGCCCUCCAAAAAAGAGAUUGGUUUCUUUUCCUCCCAAUAUUCGCCCCACACCCAAGCCAAUAUACUGCAGGCUUUUGCUUGCAGGGAAAUGAUAGUAUACUCAGUUUUUUGAAAGCCCAUCCUGAGGAGGGUUCCUUCUCCCGGAGCCACUCCCUCCCUCCCUCCCCCCUCUCUCCCUCCCUCCCUUCUUCCACCCUCCUAUCCUCCCUCCUCCCUCCCUCCCCUCUCUCUUCCCUCCCUCCCCUCCCUCCUCCCUCCCUCCUCCCUCCCUCCCUUCCCUCUCCCCCCUCCCCCCUCCUAUCGUCUUUUCUACUGUUUUCAUUAUAGAAUGCUUCCAAUCUUUUUGUGAAUUUUUUAUUAUAAAAAUCUAUUUGUAUCUAUCCUAACCAGUUUGGGGAUAUAUUAAGAUAUUUUUGUACAUAAGAGAGAAAGAAAAAAAUUUAUAGAGUUUUGUACAAAUGGUUUAAAAUGUGUAUAUCUUGAUACUUUUAACAUGUAAUGCUAUUACCUCCACCUCUUCUAGAUGUGUCCUUUACCUUACAACUGCCACCCCCCCCCCCCAUGUGCUUUGUCAAGAACUCUCCUUAUAGGUGAGGUCACCAGAUGUACUUCAGCACCAAUGUGUCUUACUUUAUAGAAACUUUGUUUAAUGUAUUAAUGAUGUUAUUAAAUACUGUUCAAGGAGAACAAAGUUUAUGCAGCUACUGUCCAAACAUAUAAGUGGCAGCCAGUCGGUUUUCAUUGGUUGUCUUUCGGGAAAUUUCUAUCACUGCCUUUCCCCUCCCCCUUUACUGUUUUAUUACAAACUUACAAAAAAAAAGUGUAUAACCCUGUUUUAUACAAACUAGUUUCGUAAUAAAACUUUUUUCUUUUUCUUUUCUUUCUUUUUUUUUUUA